Molecule: messenger RNA, 2282 nt
Organism: Dermacentor silvarum
Lineage: Eukaryota; Metazoa; Arthropoda; Arachnida; Ixodida; Ixodidae
Exons: 4
Coding region: 9-554 (181 amino acids)
Molecular function (GO): calcium ion binding
Source: RefSeq, a predicted model, not a curated record
GAUGAGCCAUGUCACCACGCCAUGCUUCUGUCCUGGUUUUCAUUUUACUCCUGGCGGGAGCACAAGGCUUCUCCUUUGGCGGGCAGAGGGACGAGGACUCCGUUGAGGACCCCUUGAUUGAGGAAGAAGAUGAGGAAAUACGCCCGGAGCACAACCUACCAGACACGCCUCCUUGGUACUCCAGCAAGGGCUACCCCUACGACUACGGAAUGGGCGAGGAGAUGGGAAACAUGUUCGGCCCUCACAACGAGGACCUGUUCAAAGACAAGGACUACCUUUUUGAAGAACCCCAGAAGACUUUCGAGGAGAUAUACGAAGAAGUUUUCAGGUUUCAUGACGUUGACAAAGACGACGUGCUCACGCCAGAGGAAGUGCGACGGGCGCUGAUCCACUCGAAAGUCGACAUUGUGGAUGCCGCAGGAAAUGAUCUCGUGGACGACGCCCUUGCAUACGACGACAAAGACAAGGACGGAAUGCUGUCGCUCGAGGAGUUCCUGCUUUCGCAGAAGACAAACUUGAGCGGCCUCAGGAGCCUCGGGUCUCUGGAGCUAUGACGCGUCACUGGUUACGAGAGUCUCCGAACUAUACUUCGUAUCAGCAUCAAAAAUUUUAAGGUUUACGGCGUUUUUACUCGUGUUAAUAACUAAAACACCGUGCACCGAUCUUCGCGUUAUGCGCUUUAGAGUGAAGAGACGUAUGUUCUAAAGCGCUAUAGCGACCUAUUUUUAACGCUGCAAUUCCCAAACACAGUUAUACAUCAAGAAAAAGUGAAAAAAAAAAAGAUUGUUGACAUUUAUUUAUGGCCAUGGAGUGUACAUACGUGGUGUUCCUUUUCUUUUUCUUUCUUAUUUUUUUAGACCGUACAAUUUUUUUAAAUCGCCUAUAACAGAUGGCGUAAUCGUAGUCUUUGAGUUGAAUUACUAGCACAAGAAAUUAUAGCAGGAUACAUUACUAGCACGAGAUAUAGAAAUGCAUAGUCGACUAAUUACCAAAAAUUACUAUUAUCUCUAAAUCAAAUACUUUACGGCAAAUAAAAUUUACGAAUUGUAAAUCACUGUUGCUCCACUUACUUUCUUUCCCGCCAUUUUAUCUGGAACGCCCAUGUAUUUCGUCGCACACUUUGGGAAUGAAUAUCUAGGAACUGGUGCCAUCCUCAAAGUUUCUUCCAAUUGGAUACGCCUUGCGAACUCACCUGCUACAAUUCGUAAAUUAAAAUAUACAGCAUAAAAUACUUAUUUGAAAGUUCAUUAUUUAUUUAUUUCUUAAUUAGCCUAUUAUGCAUUUUGAUUUCUCGUUGAAGUAAUUCCCACCUCUUUGAGUAAUCAAUCUCGAUGACUAGAAUUAAGUUAUCUUCCACAGGCGAUAUUAAAAUAUUCUGUAUGGUCUGUGAAAAAAAAAACAUUUGGUAUGUAGAAAGAAAACUAAGAAAUGUCUUUUUCUCUGUUAUAACUUAAUUACUGUGCUAAUAAAUUAAUUAGCAACUACUUUGUUAAACUAUCGGCGGCUGAAACUUCACUCCAGCAUAUAAGAAACUAUGGGCUCUGCAUUAAGUUUCUCGCGCUUCAGUCAGCAUUUUGGGGCAUCAAAUUCGGCGUACCCUAUAUGAUAAAUUGGACAUUACAGGGUUAAUCGCGUUACUGGCUACAGAAGAGGCCACGUUACCAUCUCACUUCCCUCCACUGCACAAGAAAUUAUGAAUCAGGUGCUCCUUUUCGCUUGAGCGUUGUUUUAAAAAAUCUCCCCCGAGUUCAUUAAGUCUCCGUGUAAACAAAAUAGAAAAAAAAAAGGAAAACGUGGUGCAAGAGCAUGAUAGAUGUAAAGCCAAGAUAUAGUGAAGAAAAAUUCUUGUUGUGGUGCACGUUUUAAAGUAACCUCAUUGCCUCACCCACUUCUCAACGCUAUUGUUAAGGUAACUAGAUGUGUGAACUUCAGGGUUUAAUACUAUGCACUCAGUGGUAUGCUGUGUUUUUCGCUUGUACCUGACCAUUUCCAUCGUGAAAUGCGGAGUUGCCAGGGUAUGCUAACCUGGUCGACGUCUCGACGUCAGCGAGUAGUAUUUCUAUUAGGCCACACUGGCGCGUUUCACUUUUCUUUUUUUUUUCUUGGUUUGAAAUGAGCCAUUGCAUUGUCUACAAACGAGCCACUGGUGUGAUGUACGUGGCGACGUUUUCGUCCGAAAUAAAUUUUCCCUGUCUGCUCCCGACUGCAUUGAGCAUAAAGAUGUAAAAAUGAGUGGCCUCUGCGUCCUUAUCGUACAUUUCAAUGAUGUCCUAUGUUGAAAC